This is a messenger RNA of Homo sapiens (human), 8946 nucleotides long. RefSeq names its product TELO2 interacting protein 1 (gene TTI1). Gene Ontology annotation, cellular component: cytoplasm. The transcript has 8 exons. The record is from RefSeq and is a predicted model, not a curated record. NCBI's taxonomy places the organism in Eukaryota, Metazoa, Chordata, Mammalia, Primates, Hominidae. The coding region runs from base 5242 to 8511 and encodes 1089 amino acids.
ACCUGCUCACUCUGUCACCGAGGCUAGAGUACAGUGGCACAAUCACAGCUCAUUGCAGCCUCAACCUCCCAGGCUCAAUCGAUCCUUCCAACUGAGCCUCCCUAGCAGCUGGGACUAUUAGUGCACACCACCACACCUAGGUAAUUUUUGUAUUUUUUGUAGCGAUGGAGUUUCGCCAUGUUGCUUAGGUUGGUUUCAAACUCCUGGGCUCAAGUGAUCCACCCACCGCAGCCUCUCAAAGUGCUGGGAUUAUAGGUGUGAGCCACCCAUGCCCAGCCUUACCUUUUUAUUGAAAGAUGUUGUUUUUAUAGGCUGUAAAAUUCAAAGUUGGUUCCCUAGUCCAUAGAUUAAAAAAAAAAAAAAUCAAAGUUGGGAAUUAUUUUCUUUAGAUAGCAUUCUAUUGACUCCUGGAUUUUGUCAUUUCUUUUGAGAAGUCAGCUGUCAUUUUUAUUGCUUCACUGCUUUUUAAGGUUUUCCUCUUUUUCUUUGUUUUUCAGCAGUUUGACUAUGAUGUCUGUGUGUUCUUUUCUUUGUAUUGGCCAAAUAAUUGGGUUGCUGAGUUUCUUAAAUCUGUGGGUUGAUCUCUUUCAUUUGUUUUGAACAUUUUAGUAUUGCUUCUGCUCUAUGCUGUCUUCUGAGACUCAUUUAUUCACGUCUUUUAUUCCACGUCUUUUAUGUUCUUAUCUGUGUUUACCAUUCAUUUUUCUAAUUGAGUUUGAAUAUUUUUUAUUGACCUAUCUUCCAAAUCAUUAAUCUUGUCUCCUGCUAAGUCCAAUUUACUGUUAAUAUCUUAUAUUAAAUUCUUAAUUAUAGAUACUGUAGUUCUCAGUUCUAAAGUAUCCAUUUGAUUUUUUUUAUAGAUUUCAGCCAAUUCUGUGAUAAAAUUAUUUAUCCUUUCAUUUACUUUGGUCUUUUCCUCUGUUUCUUGACUUUAUUAAUCUUGGUUAUUUCAAAGUUCUUGACUACUAAACUUCAGUAAUUGGGCCAUCCAUAGGUCUGCUUCUAAUGUCUGUUUUUUCUCUUGAUUACUAGCUGUGGGCAUUUACCUCCACACAUGCUUAAAAAACUUAUUAUAUACCAAACAUUAUAUAAAAGAAUCAUAGUGGAUGCAUAUAUCUUCCACCAUCAAGGUUUGCCCCUUUCUUCUGUUAAUUAAAUACUUCAGUCUAGUCUGACGUAUUUCAGGGAUUGAGCUAGGUCACUGCUGGGUUGCAAUCCUGGUAAGCCCCAAACUUACUUUGGUUCAUCCUUAUUAGAGUAUGGUCCUCCAGGGCUUUCAGUUGAAAGCCUAAUAGGCUAUUUGUCUCCUUAGACAUGAAAGCCUUUAGGAGGUUCACUUCUGCCCCUAAGGUUUUCAGCUUAGUUAUUUAGCCUACCACUACUUCACAUCAUUUCAAAAUUGACUAAAUGUCUUGAGGAAGACCCCAACCAAGUAAGUAUUUCGAGUCCAUCAAAUCUCCAGCUUUGUUACCCCAGCUUUGAAGAAUACCAAAAUCUCUACUGGGUUGUCUUCAGCAGCAGCCUUCUUCCAGAAGUUGGGUAUUUGGAGGUCCCUCAAGAUUGCAGUUUUGUCUGUCCAGCCCCAGGUGACCAUCGAAAGCAUUGUGGUUUCUCUUUCCCCAAUGAUAACCACACCCUAAUCCCAAGCCCACGUCCAGGAUCAACACAUGCACCAAAGGCUCGUGCGCACACACCAAAGGCGCGCGCGCACACACACACACACACACACACACACACACAAGCUAUUGAUUGUUGAUUCCCUCUGAACAUUCUCAGUCUGUUAGUCCAUCUAGUCCUUGUUGCUUCCACAAGUAUUGGAUGCUUUAAGAAAUGAUUUUUGUAAUUUAUUUGGCUUUUUCUAGUCAUUGGCAGGAGUAUUAGCCUGCCAAACCAUACUAUAUCCUACUUGGAAGCAGAAUCUGUACAGAUGUUUUUGAGGGCUUGCCAUGUGCCAGAUGCUCUUGUAGCUUCUAGGUAUAGGAUUGCCCUGCCCUCUCAGAGCCUCUAGUCUAAACUAGGUAAAACAGACAUAUACACAAAUAAUACAGCAUGCCAAAUACUGUCAUAGAGGUGUGUACAGGGGUAGGAAAAAGGAGACAAAUGUGAACUAGCACCACCUGUUUAGAAAAUUGCAAGUUUUAUAAAUUUUACAUGAUUGCAGGUUAGAGAUCAAAGUGGUAGAAUAAUGAAAAAUGAGGUUGGCAAGACAGGCAGAAGCCUGAUGGUGAAAGGCCCCGUAUGCCAUGGUAAUGCUUAGGUAUAGCUUCUACCUAGAAGUAUCUGCCCUUCAUGCAGGAUGGAGAGCAGUUUAAGAAUUAAGCCUAGAGAAUUGCGAUCAGAUUUUUCUUUUAGAAAGAUUACUUAAGUGUCAUUGUGAAAUGUGAAUUCGAGGAGGGCAAGAAACAAGCCAAAGGGCCAGAGAGGAAACUGUGAGAGUUGACCCAAUAUGAAACACAUUGGUUAUCAUCAUCAGCAGAUUUGAAAGGUGUCAAAGGGGUGGAAUUGAUGAAAUGUAGGGAAUGUUGGGAUUAAGAGAGGGUGAAAGAAAACAGAGAUUCUAGGGUUUCUAGCUUGACUAUAAAUCACCAAGGGAAUAUGGCAGAAAGCGAUGAGGUCAAUGUUAGACAUACUGUGUAUUCCCAUUUCAUUAGCUCUAUUACGGUUUUUGUUAUAUAAUCUGAGAAUGUAGUUUAGGAACCACCACCCUGUCAGGGGGCGGACCCCAAGUUAUCUUCUUGAAACUCCUACAGUGAAAUAAGAGAGAGAGCCCUAGGCCAUUGCCUUCACCCUGGAUUUUACAAGACACCCUCUGAUUUUGUCCAUUUUGUAUACCAGGCUUCCACUUAAACAUUGUAUUUGAAGAAAAUUCUCCAUACUAAAAGAAAAAAAAUUCCUCAGCAGUGUAAGUGUCUUCUUCUGGUGGGAUAUGUGGGUAAUACCCUCUCUUGCAUGUUGUUCUUCCAUCUUGACAGAAGAACAUCUUCAGUGGCAUUUGGGGGCCACAAUCCUUUAUUUGCAGUAAGUAGGUGCUAUUCCACUGUCUUCUAGCAUCCAUUGUUGCCAAUGAGGAGUUCAAAGCCAGUUUCUUUUUCUUUUAUUUGUUAUUUGUCAUUUCCUCCUCAAAGCAUAUGUGAUUUUUCUCUUCAUAUUUAGAGUGAAGGAAUUUUACCAGAAUGUGGUCAGGUGUGUAUCCUUCAAGGCUUUUCGGUCUCCAGAUAAAUCUUUUUGCAGCUAAGGGAAAUGUUUCUCCUUUCAAAUUCCCCCUUACAUGCUGGUUCUUCCAGAUCUGUCCUCCAAGUCUCACAGUUUGCGUCUCUGCAUCCCUGCUUUGGGUAAGACAGGUCCACUUGAUCUACUAGGCCACUAAUUGGGUUUUGGCAAUUAACUGUCUUUUUAAAAAUUUCAUCAGUGGAGCUUUUUUGUGUGUGGAAAAUUAUGCUUUUAAUUCUAAGAGACAUCUUUGGUGUCAUAAUUGAACUUGGUCUUUUUAUUAUUAUUAUUAUUAAAAUUCUUAUCUGCCUCUUUUUCUGGUUCUGUUAAUCUAAGAUUCACCACCUCAAGGAGUGCUCAAAUGCUUUUUCUACCCAUGACUGCUGGAUCCCAUUAAGCAAUUCUCUUUCUUUCCUACUUCUUGAUCCAACUACCAGUAUCUCAGGCAGGGAGGUGGCAAAGCAGCCUCUGGUUCAUCAGUGUAUGAGCCAGUGCACAUGGGAUGUCAUUAGACCCCAGCCAAGCUUUGUGGCUGCCACGCGUGGCAUUUUUCUAGCCUGAGAUAGGGAAGAGUCAAGCUUCUUCCCUUCUCUGGCUUCUUGGGGCCACAGAGAGCAUGAGAUACACCCCAACGAAGCCUCACAGUGACGAACAGUGCCCUUCCUCAUAGGGUUCCAGGGAGGUCAGUAGACCAGACUCUCCAGCGUAUCAGAGUCUCUCCAUGGGGAAAUUUGGCACCAGCUCUCUUUCUGGACUGAGCAGGCCUUGCUCACGCCCGCUGGCACGACUUGCCUGCCAAUCUAUAGCCACCGAGUUCGGGAGUGUUCAUGGAAUUGGGGGUAGACAGAAGCAGCACAAGCACUUUCUUAUCAUCUCUUCAAAAGCCCCCAGCAAGUAGAGAAAAAAGAAAGACCACAAGACCACCAGACUAGAUGAUCUCUAAGCCUCCAUCCAAUGCCGACAUUUUACAGUUAUACACAUUUAUGGUCUCCAACUCAGCUCAGUCCUCAGUACCCUUGGGCCACACUUUUGUAAGUCUUCCCAGCAUGCUCUGCUUCCCCAAAGGGAGUAUUUGAGACUUUUAUUUCUCUCCUCAAGCCCUCUGUUUAUCCUUCUCCUUGUUCACUGUCAGCCCAUGACUUUGAAUUUCUCUUCACAAAAAAAAAGACAGACUCUUGGAUAUUGAGUUGUUCUUUGCUUUCCUGUAAUCCUUUCUCCUUUGCCUGCUCGCCUGCUUGCCUGCCUGCUGUCCAUCUUUCCAUCCUGCUGGACUCUGUCUUCUCCUGUGUGUUCUGUGAUAGUGUGUGCUCCCAGUUUUCCCAUCUCUCUGGGUACCCCCUUUCGCUUUAUGUUGCUGUCAGUCUCACCCAGUUCUGAUCCUUCUCCCAUAUUACAGGCUCCUGGGGGAUCUUUUCAGUGCAUAAAGUUGACCAUAUCACCCCUUGCUUUAAACCUCUUAAUGACAGGAACAGGCAAAACAUGUCUGUAGUGAUAGAAGUCAUAAGAGUGGUUACCUCCAGGCAGGUGAAAUAGGAAUCAAUUGCAAAAGGACAUGAGGGAGCCUUCUAGGUUGUUGGAAUUAUUUUGUAUCUUACUUCGGGAAGUGGUUACAUUGUUCUAUACAAACACAAAAAUUCACUGAGCUGUACAUUAAGAUAGUGCAUUUUACUAUAUGUAUACCUCAGUUUUAAAAAGAUGAAACCUGAAGGUUUAAAUCCAAACUCCUGAAGGUUAAAAUCCGAACUCCUGAAAAUAGUCCACAGAUUCCUAUUCCUUCCUCCCUCAAGUCUUGCCUCGAGCAUAAUUUUCUUGUGAGACCCAUCCUGGCUUCCUCAGGAUAUGACUUCCACACUCAGGACUGUAAGCUUAGGCCUGUCCUAAUCCUGAAGAGACUUUAUUGUAACUGUACAUGUACUUCCCUCACUAGACAGGGGGCUCAGUUUCAUUGCACCCCUAGUGCCUUGUGCAGUGGCUGGCACAUAGACCCCAGCCUGCAGGAUGUUUCCUCAAUGAGGGGAAGGCUGCUGCACAAUGGCAGUUUUUGAUACUCCUGAGGAGGCCUUUGGUGUCUUACGUCCAGUCUGUGUUCAGCUCACAAAGACCCAGACAGUGGAGAAUGUGGAGCAUCUGCAGACACGACUACAAGCUGUGAGUGACAGUGCCCUUCAGGAACUUCAGCAGUACAUCCUCUUCCCUCUGCGAUUUACCCUGAAGACCCCAGGUCCCAAAAGAGAGCGUUUGAUCCAAAGUGUGGUGGAAUGCCUCACAUUUGUCCUUUCUUCAACAUGUGUGAAAGAACAGGAGCUUCUCCAGGAACUCUUUUCAGAACUCUCUGCUUGUCUGUAUUCACCCAGCUCCCAAAAACCUGCGGCUGUGUCCGAGGAGUUGAAAUUGGCUGUGAUCCAGGGACUUAGCACAUUAAUGCACUCAGCUUAUGGGGACAUCAUUCUGACUUUUUAUGAGCCCUCCAUUCUGCCACGUUUAGGAUUUGCUGUAUCUUUACUGUUAGGCCUUGCAGAACAGGAGAAAUCAAAGCAAAUUAAAAUUGCUGCCUUAAAAUGUUUACAGGUUCUACUCUUGCAGUGUGAUUGUCAGGACCAUCCAAGGUCAUUGGAUGAACUUGAACAAAAGCAGCUGGGGGAUUUGUUUGCCUCUUUUUUACCUGGAAUCUCAACUGCACUGACCAGGCUUAUCACAGGAGACUUUAAACAAGGUCACAGCAUUGUCGUAUCUUCCCUAAAGAUCUUUUACAAGACAGUGAGCUUCAUUAUGGCUGAUGAACAGCUCAAAAGAAUCUCAAAGGUCCAAGCAAAACCUGCAGUUGAGCACAGAGUAGCAGAGCUGAUGGUUUACAGGGAAGCAGAUUGGGUAAAAAAGACUGGCGACAAGUUGACUAUCCUUAUUAAAAAGAUAAUUGAGUGUGUUUCUGUUCACCCACACUGGAAGGUGAGACUGGAACUGGUAGAACUUGUGGAGGACCUUCUUUUGAAGUGCAGUCAAUCAUUGGUCGAAUGUGCUGGUCCCCUUCUGAAGGCCUUAGUGGGACUAGUAAAUGAUGAGAGUCCUGAAAUCCAAGCCCAGUGCAAUAAAGUUCUGAGACAUUUUGCAGAUCAAAAAGUAGUGGUGGGCAACAAAGCCCUCGCUGACAUCUUGUCAGAAAGCCUGCAUUCCCUUGCCACAUCUCUUCCUCGCCUAAUGAACUCCCAAGAUGACCAGGGCAAAUUCUCUACUCUUUCCUUGUUACUUGGUUAUCUGAAACUCUUGGGCCCAAAAAUAAACUUUGUCCUCAACUCUGUGGCCCAUCUCCAGCGGCUUUCCAAAGCACUCAUCCAAGUUCUAGAGCUAGACGUGGCUGACAUCAAGAUUGUUGAGGAACGGCGUUGGAACUCUGAUGAUCUGAAUGCUUCUCCAAAGACCUCAGCCACACAGCCUUGGAACCGCAUCCAGAGGAGAUAUUUCCGCUUCUUCACUGAUGAGAGAAUCUUCAUGCUCUUGAGGCAGGUUUGUCAGCUACUUGGUUAUUAUGGGAAUCUUUAUUUGCUUGUGGAUCACUUUAUGGAACUUUACCAUCAAUCUGUGGUUUACCGGAAGCAAGCUGCCAUGAUCCUUAAUGAACUGGUUACAGGGGCUGCUGGGCUGGAGGUUGAGGAUCUUCACGAAAAACAUAUUAAAACAAACCCAGAAGAACUGAGAGAGAUUGUGACAUCUAUACUUGAAGAAUACACAAGUCAAGAAAAUUGGUAUUUGGUUACCUGUCUUGAAACUGAGGAAAUGGGAGAGGAGCUGAUGAUGGAGCACCCAGGCCUCCAAGCCAUCACGUCUGGUGAACACACCUGCCAAGUUACAUCUUUUCUAGCCUUCUCAAAGCCAAGUCCCACUAUUUGCUCCAUGAACAGUAACAUCUGGCAAAUAUGCAUUCAGUUGGAAGGAAUUGGCCAGUUUGCAUAUGCACUAGGAAAAGACUUCUGUUUGCUCUUGAUGUCAGCCCUUUAUCCAGUACUGGAGAAGGCUGGAGACCAAACCCUACUCAUUAGUCAGGUGGCUACCAGCACCAUGAUGGACGUUUGCCGUGCUUGUGGCUACGACUCCCUGCAGCACCUGAUCAAUCAAAAUUCAGACUAUUUAGUGAAUGGGAUCUCUUUAAAUCUGCGUCAUCUGGCUCUGCAUCCUCAUACCCCAAAGGUCCUGGAAGUCAUGCUGCGGAACUCAGAUGCUAACCUGCUUCCUUUGGUGGCAGAUGUGGUUCAAGAUGUCUUGGCCACCCUGGACCAAUUUUACGAUAAGAGAGCUGCUUCCUUUGUCAGCGUUCUGCAUGCUCUGAUGGCAGCAUUAGCCCAGUGGUUCCCAGACACAGGUAAUCUUGGGCACCUCCAAGAGCAAAGUUUAGGAGAAGAGGGAAGUCAUUUGAACCAAAGACCAGCAGCUCUUGAGAAGAGCACCACCACAGCUGAAGACAUCGAACAGUUUUUGCUGAACUACCUCAAAGAGAAGGAUGUGGCAGAUGGAAAUGUCUCGGAUUUUGAUAAUGAAGAAGAGGAACAGUCAGUCCCUCCCAAAGUGGAUGAGAAUGACACCCGUCCAGAUGUGGAGCCACCACUGCCAUUGCAGAUCCAAAUAGCCAUGGACGUGAUGGAACGCUGCAUCCACUUGUUGUCAGAUAAAAAUCUGCAAAUCCGCCUGAAGGUCUUGGAUGUGCUGGAUCUGUGUGUGGUUGUUCUUCAGUCCCACAAAAACCAGCUGCUUCCCUUGGCUCAUCAGGCCUGGCCCUCGCUCGUUCACCGACUCACACGGGACGCCCCCCUGGCAGUGCUUAGAGCCUUCAAGGUUUUACGUACCCUGGGAAGCAAGUGUGGUGACUUUCUUCGCAGCCGGUUCUGCAAAGAUGUCCUGCCAAAGCUGGCUGGCUCCCUAGUCACCCAGGCCCCCAUCAGUGCCAGGGCUGGACCAGUUUACUCGCACACGCUGGCCUUCAAGUUGCAGCUGGCUGUCUUACAGGGCCUGGGCCCCCUCUGUGAGAGACUGGACCUAGGUGAGGGUGACCUGAAUAAAGUGGCUGAUGCCUGCUUGAUUUACCUCAGUGUCAAACAGCCCGUGAAAUUACAAGAGGCUGCCAGGAGCGUCUUCCUCCACUUGAUGAAGGUGGACCCAGACUCCACCUGGUUCCUCCUGAACGAGCUUUACUGCCCCGUGCAGUUCACACCUCCCCACCCCAGCCUCCACCCUGUGCAGCUGCACGGGGCCAGCGGGCAGCAGAACCCCUACACGACCAACGUGCUCCAGCUGCUCAAGGAGCUGCAGUGACCCUGCUCCCCCACCACAGAGGCCACCGAUCCCUCCCCUACUGCCAGCCAGAAGCUGGGCUGACCCCACCCCGGCCAUAGGCGGUGGCAGCGGCAGCAGAGAAGGUGAAUUAGUUAGCCAAUCGAUUUAUAAAUUGAUCGAUCACACAACUGCUUAGAAAUGGAUUGAAGGAAAGUAGCUGACUAUUAUUUAUGUUUCAUACCUUGUGUUGUCAAGUGACAUUGUCUGGUGGCUCUAAGGGUUUAACCCCUUAGCCUACCAUCUCUAUAGCCCCAGCUCCCUCACAGGCCACACACACACACACACAAGAGGUCAGUUCCCCUCCAUCUGCAUACACCUCCCUGUCUUCAAAUAAUGAGAUGGAACUAAUUUGUUUUACCUAACCUGAUCUUUGGGAAACAAACGGAAAUAAAGACACUUCUUGGAUGAAAAGUA